Messenger RNA from Magallana angulata, 1717 nucleotides. Its product is annotated as glutathione S-transferase 3-like. NCBI's taxonomy places the organism in Eukaryota, Metazoa, Mollusca, Bivalvia, Ostreida, Ostreidae. The transcript has 7 exons. Gene Ontology annotation, biological process: glutathione metabolic process. The coding region runs from base 251 to 928 and encodes 225 amino acids. Gene Ontology annotation, molecular function: glutathione transferase activity. The record is from RefSeq and is a predicted model, not a curated record.
GCCCCCGUACAACAGUUACGCUUAAAUGUCAGAUUGUGUCGAAUUAGGUUACAUUUAUAUGUGCUUGUCAUGGCCAUGGGUUUGUAAAUAGCAAGGGAAGUGUGAAAGUCGCUUGUUGAAUUGACUCGACCAGAUGUUCUGUGGGAAAUCUACACAACAGGAAACGAGUGCUAAUGUAGGAUAAUUAUUUGCCAUUACAUACAGUGUCGUCGUUUCAGACCCAGAGAGUCAGGAGACGUCGUAGCGGUGGAUGGCCAAAGUUCUGGCUAAGAUGGCCCACCUGACCUACUUUAAUGGAAGAGGACGGGGCGAGGUAAUCCGAAUGAUGCUGGCAGCUGCUAAAAUACCGUUUACGGAAACAUUCUUAACAGAGCGGCAGCCUUUUGAGAAACUGAUACAAGAUGGCCUCUUGCCGUUUAAACAAGUACCAUUAUUGAAGAUUGAUGACAUGGAAUUAGUCCAGACUGGAGCCAUCGUCCGCUACGUGGCGAAAAAAGGCGGGAUGUACGGAGCAGACGACAAAGAGGCAGCUAUGAUCGACAUGUACUACGAGGCGUCACGUGAUUUCUACUACAAUUUUCUACCGGUGCUCUUUAUGAAAACGGAAGAACAAGCCGUAAAGGACGCAAAAGCGGCGGGGGAGGACAAAUAUUUCCCAGCCCUAGAAAAGAGAUUGAAGGAAACCGGAAGUGGCUACCUAGUGGGGACCUCUUUAACAAUGGCGGACGUCGGCUUCCUGGAGGUGCUCCUGCUGUGUGUGGAGUUUGGGGGCGACGAUUUCCUUGAUGACCACAGUGAUGUAAAGCAAUAUUACCAAAGACUAGUCGCCACACCACUGAUGGCAGAAUUCCUGAAAAGUCCUUUCAGAAAGAGAAAGAACGAUGAACAGUACAUAAAGGAAGUUAAACGGGUGUUAAACAGGGAGUAGUGAUAAGUCAUCAACCAUUACUGUCAUUGAUAAAUCACUGUCAACAGAGAGGCAAUAGUAGCAUACCGUGAUAUUACAAGUCCAUUGUAUACACGAUUAUUGAAGAAAUCGUUGUCAGUUGAAUCUGUAAGCAGCUUUAUAUGUGGUUUCUUGUAUGAGAAUUCUACAUGUACUGGAAUGAUUAUGCAUUAUUUUUAUAUUUAAAAUAUGAAUGAUCAAUGUUUAAUAUUUUGGUCGAAAAUCUACGAAUUAUAUCGUCUCUUGUUUGUAAGAUUGAUUUAUUUUUUGUCAUUUUCGCUUUAAAAUUCAUCGAAUUUAAAAGUGUUAUGUGUACAAGAUUGAGUUAAUGUACGAGUAAAUUUCUCUUAAUUUUGUUUUUGUUUGAUGUCGAAUAAUCAUGGUGUAAUUUCAAAUGCGUAUACCUAUUAGGUAUUAGUAUAACAUACAAUAAUAUAAAACAUACAAGAUAAAUUUGUAUUGACCAAUCUACAUCUAAAUUACAUGUAUACUGACAUGAACAGCUAAAACUUUAAAGUUAAUGACCACAUGUAUACUGAUAAGUCCAAAUUAAAAUUCAAUCAAUUCCUAUAUUUUUCAAAAUAAAGCUUUUGAUUGGACCUUUUUUUACGUACGUGCGUUUAAAACGCAAACUUUAAAGGCAACAGUGCUGUUUAUAAAUAUCGGAGGUCGUAAGGGAUACCAAACUUUAAAAAAAAAAUGCUGGAUUGUAGCUUUUAGGUAUGUUAUAAAUUCUUUGCAAAAAAAAAAAUAAAUAGGUUACUCACUUCU